Chionomys nivalis (European snow vole) is the source of this 2326-nucleotide messenger RNA. RefSeq names its product serine and arginine rich splicing factor 10 (gene Srsf10). Lineage: Eukaryota; Metazoa; Chordata; Mammalia; Rodentia; Cricetidae. The record is from RefSeq and is a predicted model, not a curated record. The coding region runs from base 106 to 756 and encodes 216 amino acids. Gene Ontology annotation, molecular function: RNA binding. The transcript has 7 exons.
GGCAGUUGCCGUAGCGGAGCCCUCUGGCUCUGGGCGAGAGUGUGAGUGGCUGAGAGCCGCCGGCGGAGCCGCGGACGGUUUGCUGAGCCCGUUAGUGCCGCCGCCAUGUCCCGCUACCUGCGCCCCCCCAACACGUCUCUGUUCGUCAGGAACGUGGCGGACGACACCAGGUCUGAAGAUUUACGUCGGGAAUUUGGUCGUUAUGGUCCAAUAGUAGAUGUUUAUGUUCCGCUUGAUUUCUACACUCGACGGCCAAGAGGAUUUGCAUAUGUUCAAUUUGAGGAUGUUCGUGAUGCUGAAGAUGCUUUACAUAAUUUGGACAGAAAAUGGAUUUGUGGGCGUCAGAUUGAAAUCCAGUUCGCACAGGGGGAUCGGAAGACACCAAAUCAAAUGAAAGCCAAGGAAGGGAGAAAUGUAUACAGCUCUUCACGAUAUGAUGAUUAUGAUCGAUAUAGACGUUCUCGGAGCCGAAGUUAUGAAAGGAGGAGAUCAAGGAGUCGCUCUUUUGAUUACAACUAUAGAAGAUCUUACAGUCCUAGAAAUAGACCGACUGGAAGACCACGGCGUAGCCGAAGCCAUUCCGACAAUGAUAGAUUCAAACACCGAAAUCGAUCUUUUUCAAGAUCUAAAUCCAAUUCAAGAUCACGGUCCAAGUCCCAGCCCAAGAAAGAAAUGAAGGCUAAAUCACGUUCUAGACCAAACUGCAGCUGGAAUACCCAGUACAGUUCUGCUUACUACACUUCAAGAAAGAUCUGAAAGCGGAAAAAAGAACCAAAGAAGGGCAGUUCAAGCGACCAAAGGGUGGGUGGAAGGUGCUGCAGUAUGAAUACUGUACGAAUAUUUUGACUCUGGUCUGAAAAGAUAAAAGAAUUAUCGAAAACUACAUGGAAUAAUUGAAGUCCCUUCAAGUUUGAAAGUAAGCAUUUUAGGACAAAUAAAAGGAAAUUCAACUUUGUACUUGUGGAAACUAAUCCCUAAAUAUGAACAGGUAUAUAUUGACUCACGGGUGGCAGAUCCAGGAUAACUUACUGGUAACUAGGAUGUCUGAAUAUCAAGGAAGACAGCCAUAGUCUCUUAAUAGUGCCUCUCUUGGUCUGUCUCAAACUAAAUUGAAUGGUAAAGGUAUGGUCCAAUAUAAAAUUUUUCUUGGUUAUCUUAAAAAUCAGUUCCACUUAACGCCAGUGUUGGCAGGUCUUGCCUUUGUUUAUUCCAGUGCCAGUAUUUUCUGCUUAACUGUUUGUUUUGUUGGCAUCUGAGUUUAUUUACUUGUAUACCAUGUAUAGUUUACAUCUAACCACUCCUUCCCAGGUUAAUUCCACUUAUACUUGACAUCCAACCAUGAGGGCCCAUCUCUUUCUCACCUCUUGCCUAGACAGUAUGUUCAACAGAUAUUUAUUGAAUCCUUACUGUGGGCAAAACAUACUGGACAAUUGGAGAAGAAUAGAUAAUUACUUUAUCUAGUAAGUACAUACUGAGCACAAUCUAGUGAGUCAUUACAGUAUGGCCACAUUUUGAAGUGUAUUAUGGCGAUUUUUCAUAUCAUUCAUAUCCUAAUGUAAUUAUAAAAUUAUACUAUCAAAGAUAAGUAAUUUUAUGGUUGUCUGCCAUUUAAAAUUAUCUAGUAUUUGUAUUCCAUGACUACAAAUAAGAAAACCUGUGAUAAGCAGAUUUACUGUGCAGUGAUUAAUAUGCUAGAGUAAUAACUAAAUUGUUCACUCCUGGCUCAGUCAAACAAAUAGAUAAUCCCCAGAAUAACAAGUAUUUAACUUUGCAUUAAAGCAGACCCUGGGUGCUAUAAUUAGAUUAUUUUGAGGCAGACAGCUGUUACCCCAGUGACUUAGUAUAUUCUGUAUUGGGAAAAAAAUGUUUACCAGAUGAGACUUUUUAGUGAUAUACUUGUACAUUUUAUAGGGGACAUAUUCUGUGUAUAGCUGAUAACUUUGUAGUGUCACAAAUGUUUUUGAUUCCUUGGUUCCUUGUUAGGAUAUGAACCUGUUUAUCAACAUUGAUUUCAUCACAUUUGAAUUUUUGUUGUAUUUUUGCCACAUUUAAAAUUGUCAAAAAUCUGAAAUCUGGAAACAGUGUAAAGCCUUUUAUAACAAUUUUUAAAAUGUAAUAGGAUUACACAUAAAUGAAGGGAGGUAAAAUGAAGGUUAUUUGUGUUAAACGAACUUUUCAGCCUGCCCAAACUUAAAAAGGCAGCAGGUACCAGGUGAGAAUUACAAAUUUUGGCUUCGUUUUUGUUGCUGUUUUUAUUUUGGAUCAAGUUGGAAAUGCUUUUAUAGUUUUAUUUUCAAGGACACAAUAAAAAUUGAUAAAAACUGAA